Colletotrichum scovillei is the source of this 1715-nucleotide messenger RNA. Its product is annotated as ZIP Zinc transporter. Gene Ontology annotation, molecular function: zinc ion transmembrane transporter activity. Gene Ontology annotation, biological process: intracellular zinc ion homeostasis; zinc ion transmembrane transport. Gene Ontology annotation, cellular component: membrane. Bases 214 to 1479 code for a protein of 421 amino acids. Lineage: Eukaryota; Fungi; Ascomycota; Sordariomycetes; Glomerellales; Glomerellaceae. The record is from RefSeq and is a predicted model, not a curated record. The transcript is spliced from 4 exons.
UCUCAACAAGUGUUAGGAUCACCGCCACAGCUUUCUUCGCUUCUCUCGACAAUUCCUCGUCGGACAUUCGAGACCUUCCACUCGUUUUUCUCCCACAACCAUCCCCGCCUAGGCAAUCGUUCAACCUCGGAGAAAUUGAACAUAGCACACAUCGAAGGACGGAGAGAUAAGCUCAAAGUCGAAUACCGAACUUGACAAGCAACUGUAGCGACAAUGGCUCGUUCCUGGAAGCCUGCCUUCUGGGCUCUCUUCCUCAUGGUGCAGCUCGGCCUCGCCUCCACCGUCGCCGAGAAAAUUGGUCUCACGAGCAAGCCCGUAGCAUCACUCAGCCUCGAGGAGAUUGACGAGCAGCUGCAGCAAUGCUCGAUAGUCCAAUCCCUAACCUCCUCCAAACUCGCCUCCCUCUCCGAAACCCCCUCCCUCCUGUCCCGCGCCUUCGGAACCCUCUUCCCCGGCUCCCCCGCCGUAAACGCCCUCCUGGCGACCCUCUACAUCUCCGGGCCCCCCAACUUCCUCCUCGCCCUCUGCCCGACGGAUAUUGACCCCUCCUCCCUCUCCGUCAUGGUCGCCUUCGCCGUCGGAGGGCUCAUGGGCGACACCUUGUUCCACCUGCUCCCCGAGAUCUUCCUCGGCGAGGACGAGCCCGAGCGCGCGCGCCUCGUGCUCGUCGAACCGAACCGCAACCUGCUGCUCGGCGUCGCGAUCCUCGUCGGCUUCAUGACGUUCGUGGCCAUGGAUAAGGGUCUGCGCAUCGCUACGGGCGGGGAGGGCCAUUCGCACGAUCACGGUGGGCACUCGCAUGCGCAGGAGCACGGGGAGGCCAAGGCCGAGGGCGUGUCGUCUGCUGUGGAGAAAGCGGGCGAGGUCACCUCGCGCAAGAAGAAGGCCGGGACCGACUCCGGAUCUGGAGCCGACGGCGCCGUGGACAAGCCGGAGAAGGAGAUGAACCCCAGCGUGAGACUCGGAGGCUACCUGAACCUGAUCGCCGACUUCACGCACAACAUCACAGACGGCCUCGCCAUGUCCGCCAGCUUCUACGCCUCCCCGACCAUCGGCGCAACCACCACCGUAGCCGUCUUCUUCCACGAGAUCCCCCACGAGGUCGGCGACUUUGCCCUGCUCGUGCAAUCCGGCUUCAGCAAGCGCGCCGCCAUGGGCGCUCAAUUCGUCACGGCCCUCGGCGCCCUCCUCGGCACCCUCAUCGGUAUCGCCGUCCAGGAGCUCGGCGGCAGCGGCUCCGGCUCCGGCGAGGGCGGUAUGCCGCGUAACGCGGGGCUCUGGGGUACCAGCUUGACCUGGGGCGACUUGCUUCUGCCCUUCACCGCGGGUACCUUCCUCUACGUCGGUACCGUCGCCGUUAUCCCCGAGCUGCUCGAGACGGGCCCGAACAAGAUGGCCGAGCUGCGCAAGACCCUCGUUCAGUUUGCCGCCAUUGCUGUCGGUGCCGGUAUCAUGCUGUACAUUUCGUGGCAUGACUAGACAAUGCGCCCUUUAAGAGGUGCUUCAAAUUUGCCCCGUGCACACGUAAACAUGUUCAUGUUAGAUGGGCCCUCACUGAAAAAGGCGAAUACGCCAUGUAGACUAUAUAGAGACAAUAGACAGAGCAGGAUCGUCUGCCACUGCCAGAUGAGAAGGAUUUCUCCAGCCAAAAGUGACGUGAAAACAGCCAUCACCAUAAUCUGGUUACGCUUACCUCUGGAUACAAUGCAACCAGC